Messenger RNA from Kazachstania africana CBS 2517, 573 nucleotides. It is a transcript of the gene BRR6, whose product is annotated as Brr6p. The transcript has a single exon. Bases 1 to 573 code for a protein of 190 amino acids. The record is from RefSeq and is a predicted model, not a curated record. Gene Ontology annotation, biological process: lipid homeostasis; nuclear envelope organization. Gene Ontology annotation, cellular component: nuclear envelope; nuclear membrane. NCBI's taxonomy places the organism in Eukaryota, Fungi, Ascomycota, Saccharomycetes, Saccharomycetales, Saccharomycetaceae.
AUGGAUAAUGGUUCCCGUUUGAUCAGCAGAUAUGACGACAGAUUAUUAAAAGAGCAGGAUAAAGGGCUUGAACAGCAGCCUGUGCUGAAAUUAUCGCAUAAAAACGAUUCAAUAUGGUAUAAUCCCAAACUCAUAGCCGAAUACGUACAGCUUCUAUUCAAUACCAUAAUAACGUCUUUUCUACUUUAUCUCGUGAUCAGGUUCCUUAUUAUGAUUAAUAAUGAUGUUCAUUUUAGAUUAGAAGAGCUAAAACAAGUCGAGCUAAGUAGGAUUUCCAACUGUAAAUCAGAUUACUAUAACAACGAAUGCCAUAUGGGUGAAGAGAUACCAGCUUUGACUAAUCUUUGUAGUAAAUGGUACCAGUGUAUGAACAUAGAUAUAGAAACUCACAGAGAUCUGAGCGAGUCAGCAAAACUUUGGGCUCGUAUUCUUGCCGAGGUAAUCAAUGCUUUUGUAUCUGAAAUUAGCAUGAGAUCUCUAUUCUUCCUUCUAUUCACGAUUUGUUCGCUGGUCAUAGUCACAAACGUUGCAUUUGGUACUUACAGGGUAUUUCAUUAUAAUAAUACAAGGUAG